This is a messenger RNA of Didymella exigua CBS 183.55, 555 nucleotides long. RefSeq lists its product as uncharacterized. The record is from RefSeq and is a predicted model, not a curated record. Lineage: Eukaryota; Fungi; Ascomycota; Dothideomycetes; Pleosporales; Didymellaceae. Bases 1 to 555 code for a protein of 184 amino acids. The transcript has 2 exons.
AUGGCUUCAAUACCCCCAUCUUCCGCGAGCCCCAUUCUCGCCAUCAUCGCCCUGCCCUCCCACGUCCAGAACCGCAUUUCGACCAAUUUACCUCUGUUCUCGGCCCAUCUUACCGCGGCGUACCAAUUUUCUCUUUUCGCGAAAUAUAGCCCAGGGACACCGACGUAUCAUAUAUCAGGAAAUGCAGAUAGACGCAGUGAAGGCGGCAUUGUAGAAAAUGGGCUGCAGUAUUCGCAGCUGUCGAGUAAUGUAAUAUGGUCGAUGGUCUCGAGGUCGAGUACUGAGGCAAGGAGGAGUUCCAAGGCUGUGUGGAAGUCGACCUGUUGCUGGCGAUUGAGAUCAUCGAGGGAUGACUCCCGAGUAUUGGCUACCGUUCAGCAGGUACUGUACGGCCUGCUCCCUUCAUCAGACGUAGGAUUCCAUUUCCGGAUUGGCGACAGCAAAUGCCAUUUCCUAAUGAAAAUGCAAUGUACCAGCAUGACGAGCGUUCCCGCGAAGGCAACGGCUUCAACGAAGAUAAUAGCCGGUAUCACUGUGUACAUGCUUGAAAUGUAG